Bursaphelenchus xylophilus (pine wood nematode) is the source of this 1965-nucleotide messenger RNA. NCBI's taxonomy places the organism in Eukaryota, Metazoa, Nematoda, Chromadorea, Rhabditida, Aphelenchoididae. The record is from the annotation of a GenBank genome assembly.
AUGAGCUUGGGAGUUCCAACAACGGCGGUAUGUGUAAUUUAAAUGUAUCAUAUUAUCGGGAACGGCACAUGACAUGAUAUCGGAUAUUUCCAGAUUGUCAGAAAGACCGAGAAUGGUCGAAAUAAGGUGGCUCUGGGUGCCAAUAAAGGGCUCAUGGAAUGGAUUCGAAUCUCGGCCAAUGGAAAUAUGGCCAGUCAGAAAAUGAUGGGUGUAGAUCAGAAUGAGUUGAUGAAACACGAUCGAGUCGAGGACUGUUGGAUCAUGUUAUUUGGUAUGGUGAGUUUGAUUGCGUAGGCAGGAAUGUAUUACGCAAAUUUUUGUUAUGUUAUACGUGACAUAUUCUUUUCACAAAUUGAAAAUCGAAAGCAAAUGAGCUUUACGAAUUUUAGGUAUAUGACAUCACAAGAUACCUCGAAUUUCAUCCGGGUGGUGUUGAGGAGUUGAUGAGAGUGGCAGGAAGAGAUGGAACACAGCUUUUCCAGGAAUAUCAUGGAUGGGUCAACUAUCAGAACAUGCUGAAGAGUUGUUUGGUGGGGCCAUUUAGAGGUCCUACGAAUAAAUGUUAGUCUGGCAUCGCCUUUUCCUAUUCUAUGUUUAGUAAAGUCCCCAGAAAAGCCUGUGCUUUCCGUCGAAAUCUCCAAUCAUUCUCAGGUUACACUGAAAGAAUUUGGAUUGUCGUAAGUUUAUAUUCUUUUUUAGUUUGUUUUUUAGGAUUGACGCUGACAAGAACAACAUUACUAUCAAACCGUUGAACGGACUGACAUUGAAGUUUCUAAUAGCUCAGGAAGACCCAAAUGCUCUCCAUAUUACUCUGAGAGUGUCAGGGAAUGUAAUGACACUUAAAUUUCCUGCGGGUAUGUUAAGAUUUUCUUGUUCAGUGUCUUCUUUAGUCAGAGAUUACGCCUUGGAACGACGAUAUACGAUAGUUAGUGGUGAUUGUAAAUGCGUAAUCACGUCCGAAGACGAAAUUCCAUUCCAAAUACAAGGCCUUUCUUUUAUAAAAGAGAUGAGUGAGUGUUUUUUUUGCAAUAUAGUUAUAUCUCUGCGUUUUAGUUGCUAAAUUUGUCCCUUUCCCAGUAGAAUCGACGAGAGAGCUUACAAAAUCUCUGAUUUUGUAUACUGUAACAAUCCCAAAGUUGACCAAAGUGAAUAUUCCCUUAGGGCAUCAUGUUUAUAUACGGGUCAAGAAAGGAAGUAAGUUUGUUUUCGUCGAAUUUAUCGUUGUAAAUUUUUAGAUAACCGGUUACAUAAGCCGUUUACUCCAUUUUGGAUUAAGAGUGAGCCAGGAUUCAAGGACAAGAUACAAUUUCUCAUCCGAAUAUACCCAGAUGGGAUCAUUUCUCCUGCAUUUCGGGAUCUAAAGACCGGUAACUUUAUUAUUUUUAUUCGGUUUCCAUUUUUUUCACAUAUUUUUAUGUUACUUUAGGUGACACGAUGGAGAUAUCAAAUUCCAUGGGUUUAUUUGAAAUGAACUGCUUUAAAAGUACAAAUUUUGUUUAUGUGGCUGGAGGAACUGGGAUUACACCGAUGCUUAAUAUAAUUAAGACUCAAUUGGAUAGCGGGUGUGUAUGAGAAUGUGUAAUAUAAAGAAAUAAUUUACAGGAAUAGAAACAACCAUUUGUAUUUCUUCAACCGAUCGAGUGAUGAGGUACCAGAGUUGGACUUCCUACCCUUCGAAGUCGAUGAUAUUCACAUGGAAAUUAUAACAAGCCAGCCGGAAGAAAAUUGGAAAGGAAGAACCGGAAAGGUCAAUCAGAUUGUGGACUUUAUGAGGGAGGAUAAGGUCGGGGAGAUGGAGGAUUGUAACUUCUUGGUUUGUGGACCUAUUGCAUUCAAUAGAAAGGCUGUAGAGUAAGUCAUUUAUAUUGAUUUAGAUACGUUUUGUGCCCAGAAUUAUUUUUCGAUAAUUUUAGAUCGCUGAAAACUGCCGGCAUAUCAGAAGAGAGUAUUUUUGUAUUUGAAUAA